UCCAACUCGCUAAUGAUCAUAUGCACACCCUCGCCUGUCGCAUGAGUCACCAGCAAAUCGACAAGAGAUCACACUACAAUACGUAACAGUAAUACCCCAAUAUAUAUCAUAACACCAAUGUAUAAUACAAGACAUCUGCUUGACGCGGUGUCAGCUGCGUCGAAUCCCAACAAUGUCGCUGUUGAAACCGUCUCCAGCUGAUUUUGAAUACAACGAUAUCCAGGCAAAGCUGGUGAGUGAAACGAGCCCCGUAGAGCCGAUCCGACUUGAAAUUAAAUCGGCGAUUAUUGUCAUUGGAUACGUACCGAGUCAUUCCAAGAGUUUUGCAUUUAAUUUACUAUGCCGAUCAACUGGAAACAUCGCUCUGCAUUUCAAUCCGCGAUUGGAACGAGGAUAUUGCGUGAGGAAUUCCAAGGUCAAGGGAUCUUGGGAGACUGAGGAGACUUGCUCAAGAGACGGAGGGGUAAAUCCUAUUUUUCCGAGAAAUUCGUACUUCCAUCUUUUGAUUUUCUGCGGAUCGAGAGAGUUCCAGAUUGCUGUCAAUGGCGAACACUUCUGUGACUUUCCAUACCGACAAUCCCUCGAAUCGAUUACGAAUUUUGAAUACGUGGGAGACGUCGAGGAUGUGAGAAUCCGUUUGACAAAAUUGAAUAUUUAUCCGGAUCCGAAGAUUGUUAAACCCCGUCGAUACCUUGAACUUUCCCAGGAACAACCCCUCUCUGAUAAUCUCAAAGUUCCAUGCACAAUUUCCCUCGCCCAACCCCUCGCAUUUGGAACCAGAAUAUUCAUAAAAGGACGUUUGAAACUCUUACCUCAUUCGUUUUACGUGAACCUUCAAAGAAGUCAAUUAAUCUACCCCCAUCCGGAGAUUGCCUUGCAUUUAAAUCCUAGAUUUCUGUUCGGAAAUCGUCCGUCCUGUGUCGUGAUGAAUUGUUGGACUAAUGGCGCUUGGAGUGCAGAGGAAAGACACGAGGGACAAUUAUCCUGGGGUCCUGGCCGUGACUUUCUCCUGACGAUUCGUUGUGAAUACGAAGGCUACAACAUCUGGCUGGACAACAAGAUGAUCGGUAUAUUCCAGCAUCGACUGGAGCCCACAAUAGUCGACACCCUUCACAUAAGUGGUGACGUGGUCAUCUACCAAAUAGUCCUGAACAGUGACGACUGAAAAAAUCACGUGAACUCAUUCGCAAAGAGUGAAAAACAUCCUCCAAAGAGUGAGUCAACAAUCGAUACAUUUCUCGAGCUAAUUAGCUUCCCCUCAAGUCAAGUUCAUGUUCAAGUACUUCUAUCUCCAGCCGCGUCUGGAGUUUUUUUUUAAAUGUAUAUUUUUAUUUACUCUGAGUGCUCGAGAAAUGCCAAUCAUGUUGGCUCAUUCUUCAUUCCCUCGAUGAAAUGCAUAAAAUCGAAACAAAAGUUGAUUGAUAAUUCAAAAAAAUGACGCAAAACAGGUAAUUUUGUAAAGAUAUACUCUAUAUUAUCAAUUCUAUUAAUUGUAUUUGACAUGUUUUACAAUUUAUAGCUUCUCGGUAGAUAAAUCAUGAAAUAAAAAAUAUUGAGUAUCUAAGA
Molecule: messenger RNA, 1566 nt
Organism: Diachasma alloeum
Lineage: Eukaryota; Metazoa; Arthropoda; Insecta; Hymenoptera; Braconidae
Product: galectin-8
Exons: 7
Coding region: 173-1165 (330 amino acids)
Molecular function (GO): carbohydrate binding; galactoside binding
Source: RefSeq, a predicted model, not a curated record